Molecule: messenger RNA, 1411 nt
Organism: Helianthus annuus (common sunflower)
Lineage: Eukaryota; Viridiplantae; Streptophyta; Magnoliopsida; Asterales; Asteraceae
Product: 60S ribosomal protein L4
Exons: 2
Coding region: 84-1292 (402 amino acids)
Biological process (GO): translation
Cellular component (GO): ribosome; cytosolic large ribosomal subunit
Molecular function (GO): RNA binding; structural constituent of ribosome
Source: RefSeq, a predicted model, not a curated record
AUCCGGCCCUAUACGCUAUAUCUAACCACCACUAUCUCUUUCCCCAAAACCCUAGCUCCCGCCUGCAACUUGAUCACACAACAAUGGCGGCCGCUAGACCUCUCGUCACCAUCCAACCCCUCGACUCCGACAUGCCCACAGACACCACCCUCCCCCUCCCCUCCGUCAUGAAAUCCUCCAUCCGUCCAGACAUCGUCAACUUCGUCCACUCCAACAUUAGCAAAAACUCCCGCCAACCCUACGCCGUUUCCCGCAAAGCCGGCCACCAGACCUCCGCCGAGUCUUGGGGCACCGGCCGCGCCGUCUCCCGUAUCCCACGCGUCCCGGGCGGCGGGACCCACCGCGCCGGCCAGGGCGCGUUCGGCAACAUGUGCCGUGGUGGGCGCAUGUUUGCGCCUACCAGAAUCUGGCGCAGGUGGCAUAGAAAAAUUAAUGUUAACCAGAAACGAUACGCUGUCGUUUCGGCUAUUGCCGCGUCUGCUGUCCCCUCGCUUGUGAUGGCGCGUGGGCACCGAAUCGACACGGUGCCCGAGAUUCCGUUAGUUGUUAACGAUACCGUUGAAGCUAUUGAAAAAACUAAGAAUGCGGUUCACGUGUUGAAACAGAUUGGAGCGUAUUCGGAUGCCGAAAAGGCGAAGGAAUCGGUUGGGAUUCGAGUCGGAAAGGGGAAGAUGAGAAACAGGCGAUAUAUUAACCGAAAAGGACCGUUGAUUGUGUAUGGGAACGAAGGUGUUAAGUUAGUUAAGGCGUUUAGGAAUAUACCUGGAGUGGAUAUUUGCAAUGUGGAGAGGUUGAAUUUGUUGAAGUUAGCGCCCGGUGGGCAUGUCGGGCGGUUUGUGAUAUGGACGAAAUCUGCGUUUGAGAAGUUGGAUGCGAUUUACGGGGCGGUUGAUAAGGUUAGUGAGAAGAAGAAGGGGUAUGUGUUGCCUAGAGCGAAGAUGGAGAAUGCGGAUUUGGCGAGGAUUGUUAAUUCGGAUGAGGUGCAGUCGGUGGUUAAGCCGGUUAAGAAGGAGGUUAAGAGGGCGACGAUGAAGAAGAAUCCGUUGAAGAAUUUGAAUACUAUGUUGAGGUUGAAUCCGUAUGCCAAGACUGCGAAAAGGAUGGCGGUUUUGGCUGAGGAACAGAGGAAGGUAGCGAAGAAGGAGAAGCUUGAUAGCAAGAGGAAACCGAUUUCGAAGGAGGAGUCUGCUAAGAUCAAGGCUGCUAGCAAAUCUUGGUACAAGACUAUGAUUUCUGAUAGUGAUUAUGCUGAGUUUGAUGUCUUCACUAAAUGGCUUGGUGUUUCACAGUAAUUUUUCUUUUUUCUUUUUUACUUUCUUAUGUGUUGCACAAUAUGCUUGUUUUUUGUUAAAAUUUUAUUUAUUGAAGGCAUCAUUUAUGGUUUAUUUGGAUCUUUAUGAGUUAUUUUGUA